Messenger RNA from Leptosia nina, 525 nucleotides. The record is from the annotation of a GenBank genome assembly. NCBI's taxonomy places the organism in Eukaryota, Metazoa, Arthropoda, Insecta, Lepidoptera, Pieridae.
AUGAGGUGUAGAGGGGUACGGCUCAGACGACCGCCUACGCGUUCGGCAGCGGUCGUGUGCCCGCUCACCUCACGCCACAGCGGCCGGGCCCGGCGCCCGCCGCGCCCGCUUUUGCCUCCGCGGCCACGCGCUGCCUUCGAGCAUACCCGGUGUUCAUGGAGUUCCGAAUUACGAACAAACCAUGGCACAUUGGCCAUGGUCCAAGAAUUUUAUUUUCUUGGCGUUGGUUACAAGGGGAGUCCAGUUCUGAGGGUGAAGGUCACAUGGGUUUGGCCGACUGCUUUUUGCCCAUCGCAGCUUUAUUCUUUUAGGGCUUCCUUAGGAUGCCACACAGGAUUCUAUGGCAAAUUCCUUAGCGAAGUGCCACAUGUGCCAGAACCUUUGUGCCAAACUCAUCAAAUCCUCGGAAUCAAGGAAGAGCAAGCAAUAUUCCUUUUGUUCCAGGGUGCUCCUUAUGUACUCGCAGACUCUUUACUUGCUCUUGUCCCAUGCUGUCUUCUGAAGCCAAUUGGUGGUCCGGUAUGA